AUGACCAACAGCGAAACAGCGCGACCUGGUAUCGCAGAGGCGAACAAUGUGAGCCAGACGCAGAAAUCACCGGGAAAGCCCGAUGUCUACGAACUCCAAGAAGAAACCUCUACCGAAUCCGCCCAAGCCGCGGUUCCGCAGCCCGCAGCGAGUCCCGAUGCUGUUGCCGAAGCUGACGACCCGGAGUCGGUCGAGUCUUUGCCGCCACCGAGACCUGCACCAUCAGCGUCGUUCGUCUCACCAGUAUCGAGGAGGAUGACAGCAGAUAACACCGAGGUGGAGGAGAGUCCUGCAGAUGCGCCGGGCAGUGGGAGACGGCGGAGGAUUACAACAAGCAGUGCUGUCGCGUCGAGCGCUAGGUUACAAGAAGCCCUUUCCCCGGGAGAAAACGCGACAGAGACAGUUCCAAUAUCGUCUCCUUUGGAGCGCAAAGUGCGACGGAACACGACCAGCACUCGCAGGUCCACACUCAGCUCUCGGGGGAGUCGCAAUUCGGCUGCUUCUGCCAACGAAGACCUGGAUGAGCUCUCUCCGGAUCGGACAACAAACUCUGUCUCUAGGACAAGGUCUCCCGAGCUUUCAUAUCGGGGUGAAGCAGAGCCAGAGGAAGCGGAACAAGAAGCAUCAGAAGUACCUGUCGACGUAUCAGAACGAGCAACAGCAAACAAUUCCCAAACCGAAUCGAUACUGGGACCGGAGCUGGACGCGAUCGUUGACGAAGUGCUACAGCAGGAACAGGAUCACAAUGAAAGCUUGGCAGAGGAAGUGGGCGCGAAGGAAGCAGCUCAACAACUGGGUCGGAAGCGACCGCGCACGAGUCCACGAAGAUCAUCCCCGGAACCAGACUCUACGAUAGCUGAGGAGGAACAAGAAGAGCCCGUGCCAAAGAAGCGACGGAAACAAGCUCACAAGAGCCCAGCGAAGCAGAAGCAAGGCAGACCCAAGGCCGCCUCCAAAAGCAAGGCGGCCUCCACGGCAAAGGACGCCUCACCCAAAGCUGCACCGAAGCGCAGGAAGAAGUCUGGAUCAGAUGGAGUGGAUGAGGCUGUAUCCAUCCCCGUGCAGCGCUUCACGAAACAUGUGCAAGUGGCUGAAGGCGGCGACGAAGCGGACGUGCUCGCUAUGGAUAUCCCUUUCGCCGGGCGCGGCGGUGUGAACACGGUCGACGUGUUGACCCAUAUGUGCGACGAGAUUAUCGAGACUAGCAUAGAAACCCUGAAGGAGGGAGUGCGUAAUGCCCAAGACGCAUCCACCAAGAGAGAGCAUCGCGUGCAGCAACGGGCUCUGGAGGCGUAUCAGGACGAACUGAGGACGCGGCUCCUCCAACAUGUGGGUAGAUCCGCAUCCCGAGGCUGGGUGGUUGCCACCACCAUUCUCCUUGACACGCUCCACAGCUUGCGCAAGCGAGUACGCAGUGUCCAGAAAGAGAGGAUCACUCUUCGGGACGAAAUCAUGCGCAUCCGAGCCGAGCGAGACCAGGUGGCGCUCCGGAAAGAUGCCGUCAGGAUUAAGCACGAGAGGGUGACGGAAGAAGCACUGAUGCAUGACAUUGAUCUUGCCGUGGAGCGCGGUCGCGCGGCCCCCGAGUUGAGCCCGGCCGAGAAGAAGACGGCAGAGUUGGCGAACCUCGAGAUUUUGAUAUCUAGAAUUACAGACCAGGCGUGUACGCGCAGCGAUACAGGGGGCACGCUGAAGCAGGUCAAGGAUUUCAACGCGUUCCUUGAACGAGCUGCCGUAGCUCUAGAGGGUCGAUAG
This is a messenger RNA of Colletotrichum fioriniae, 1755 nucleotides long. NCBI's taxonomy places the organism in Eukaryota, Fungi, Ascomycota, Sordariomycetes, Glomerellales, Glomerellaceae. The record is from RefSeq and is a predicted model, not a curated record.